This is a messenger RNA of Trichoderma reesei QM6a, 1680 nucleotides long. RefSeq lists its product as uncharacterized. Gene Ontology annotation, molecular function: CoA-ligase activity. The coding region runs from base 1 to 1680 and encodes 559 amino acids. Gene Ontology annotation, biological process: secondary metabolic process. The record is from RefSeq and is a predicted model, not a curated record. NCBI's taxonomy places the organism in Eukaryota, Fungi, Ascomycota, Sordariomycetes, Hypocreales, Hypocreaceae. The transcript is spliced from 2 exons.
AUGGUCUUCGAAUCCAAGUUCCCCAAGCCUGAGGUGCCGGUCGCCGAUGUCUUCAACUUCAUCUUCAACGCUGCUCGAGAAAAGUACUCUCGUGAUAAGGUGUUGUACCGUGUCCAUGAGACCGGUGAGACCUUGACUCUGGAUGAGCUUGAGACACGCAGCCGGCGCUUGGCCUCGGUUCUCGUCAAGAAGUACGAUAUCAAGCCCCAUGAUGUUAUUGCCUUCUUGGCGAACAACUCUAUCCACUACCCCGUGGCUUUCUUCGGUGUCCUGGCCUCUGGAGCAACCAUCUACCCCAUCCCUAUCCAACAGGGCCUUGAUGUGAUUGCAGUCAUCUCCAGAGUCAAGCAGGCCGGCGCCAAGCUCAUCAUCACUGAUGAGGAGUACGCCCUCAUGUCAAGGAGCGCCGCGGACGCCUAUCGUGACAUCCCCCUUAUCAGCCUCACGGGAACACCCCAGGGCAUUGCCAACGUCCACGACCUGUUGGAGAACGAGACGGAGCUCUAUGAUGGCUUCCGUCUCACCACAGAGGAGGAGACAGACAAGAGCUAUGCCUUCAUCAACCGCACAACGGGAUCCUCCGGCAACGUCAAGUCAUAUCUCAUGACGCACCGCCACUGGUCAGCCAACCUGUUGACCACCCGGCUGACCGUCCCUGAAGACACAAACCCAGAGGAAGACGUCUGGAUCGCCACCCUCCCCUUUGCCUACGGUAUCACCGCCAAGCUGUACCUCGGCCUGAACAUCCUGCUCGGCAUCCCCGUCGUCAUCCUGCUCAAGCCCUUCAACCAGGCGUCAUUCCACCUCAUCGACCAGUACAAGAUCACCUUCUUGUUCGUCACACCACCCCUUGCGGCGGAAAUCGCAAAGUCUGAAAAAAAGGACGGCGCCACGUACAAGAGCAUCAAGUGGAUGCUCUCCGCCGGCGCCCCGAUCCACCCCAAGAUGCGCGAGGCCGUCCAGGAGAAGUUCAACGGCGUGCGCCUCAGCCUGGAAUAUGGCACCACCGAGACGCUGCUCAUCGCCCUGCAGGUCGACGACGCGUCCUCCGUGCGGGGAUCCAGCGGCACCCUCGUCCACGGCAUGCAGAUCCGCGUGCUGGACACCGAGACGGGCGAGGAUCUGGGCCACAACGAGCGGGGAGAGCUGCUUGUGCGCAGCUCGCUGGCGCGGUUCGCGGGCUACAAGGACAAUGACGUUGCCAACAGGGAGUUUGACUCUGAAGGCUGGUUCCACACGGGAGACGUUGGAUAUGUUGAUGAGAACUCAAACGUCUUCAUCGUCGACCGCAUCAAGGAGAUGCUGCGUGUCGGAGACGGCUACGGCACACAUGCCUCUGCCAGCGAGUUUGAGGCCAUCCUGUUUGACCACCCUGCUGUGAACGCCGCCGUCGUUGUCGGUAUCCGCGACGAAGAGGCCCAGCAGGAGCACCCUACUGCCUUUGUCGUCCUGCAGCCCGAGGUGCGCAAGGACCGCGAGUCGCUGGCGAAGCUCGCCAAUGAGCUCGAGGCCUACGUCGAGAGCAAGCUGGGCAAGUUCACCCGGAUCUCUGGCGGCGUGUACUUUGUGGAAAAGUAUCCUCAUGUUGGAUUCAAGAUUCACAAGAGGAAGUUGAAGGAGCUGGUCAACGUUGGAGCGUCGGUUGAUCGCUCCAACCGCUGGGUGAAUGUCGUUGGUUGA